This is a messenger RNA of Manihot esculenta (cassava), 5987 nucleotides long. Its product is annotated as pentatricopeptide repeat-containing protein At3g58590. The transcript is spliced from 3 exons. Gene Ontology annotation, biological process: RNA modification. The coding region runs from base 27 to 2234 and encodes 735 amino acids. Lineage: Eukaryota; Viridiplantae; Streptophyta; Magnoliopsida; Malpighiales; Euphorbiaceae. Gene Ontology annotation, molecular function: protein binding; RNA binding. The record is from RefSeq and is a predicted model, not a curated record.
UUGAUUUUCCAGUGUUUCCAGCCAACAUGAGCUUCUAUGGGGAUUUCUUCAAGCACCACCACCGUCUCCUUCACCUUCUCCAAGCCUGCUUGCGGGUUCGUUCCCUCGACACAACAAAGCCUCUCCACGCACUCACUAUCACACUUGGCCCAAGUUCUUACCAACCUACUUUUGUUUACAACAAUAUUAUCACUCUUUAUGCUUCUCUCGAUGAAUUGGUGUUGGCACGUAAGGUGUUUGAAAACAUGCCACAAAGGAGCGUUGUAUCCUAUAACUCAAUGAUCAGUUCUUAUUGUAGGUAUGAUUAUUUAGAGGAAGCCUUGGGAAUUUUUCGUCAGAUGAAACACUUUGGGUUUAGGCCCAAUAACUUCACAUUUGCUGCUUUAUUGUCGUGUGCUUCUAUGGAUCUGCGACGGGGGGUUCAAUUGCAGACAUUUGCAAUAAAGAAUGGGCUGUUUCACGCUGAUGCUUUUGUGGGUACUGCUUUAUUGGGUUUGUUUGGAAGAUGUGGGUGGUUAGAUGAGGCAUUCUUUGUUUUUGAGGAUAUGCCUACUAAGAGCUUGGUGACAUGGAAUUCAAUGAUAUCUUUGUUUGGAAACCAAGGCUAUGUGGAUGGCGUGCUUUUGUUUUGUGAGCUUUUCAGGAAAGAGGGUUGUUUGUCUGAAUGCUCUUUUGUGGGUGUCUUGUCUGGAUUAGUAUGCCUGGAAGAUUUGGAAUUUGGACAGCAAAUACAUGGUUCAGUCAUUAAAAGAGGGUUUGACUACAGAGUUUCAGUUGUGAAUUCUCUCAUUAAUAUGUAUGCGAAAUGUGCAAGCAUACAGCUAGCGGAAAAAAUAUUUGAGGAGGCAGCUUGUACAGAUAUUGUGACAUGGAAUACAAUAAUUGGUGCAUUGUCAAAAAGCCAGAAGCCAAGAGAAGCUUUAGAGCAAUUUUUGAAAAUGAAUAAGGAAGGAAUUAUGCCUAGCCAGACUACAUUUGUAAGUAUUAUCAGCUCUUGUGCCAAUUUACAGAUCCCAAUGUAUGGAGAACUUGUUCACGCUAAAAUAAUCAUGCAUGAUCUGGAAACUGAUGUUUUCGUCGGUAGUGCCUUAGUGGACUAUUACGCUAAAUGUGACAAACUGGACGAUGCUAGGUGUUGUUUUGUUAAGAUAAAUGAGAAGAACGUGGUUUCUUGGAAUGCUUUAAUUCUGGGUUGUGCGAAUAAAUGCUCUUCUGCUUCUAUUUCCUUGCUGCUACAAAUGCUUCAAUGUGGCCAUCGGCCUAAUGAAUUUUCAUUUUCAUCCGUUCUUAAAUCAUCAUCCAAAUUAGAGCUACAGCAGCUUCAUUGUCUGAUUAUUAGAAUGGGCUAUGAGGAUAAUGAAUAUGUGUUAGCCUCCCUUAUUUCCUCUUAUGGUAGAAAUGGUCUUAUAUCAGAUGUGCUGGUCUUCAUUGCAGCUUCUGAAACACCACUUUCUGCUGUUCCCUCUAACAAUAUUGCCGGAAUCUAUAACAGAUGUGGCAAGUACCAUGAAACAUUAAAGUUGCUUUCUCAGCUUGAAGAACCAGAUAACGUUUCGUGGAAUAUUGUCAUUGCAGCUUGUGCUCGCAAUGGUAAUUAUAAGGAGGUUUUUGAACUUUUCAAGCACAUGCUUAUGGCUAGAAUCCAUCCAGAUAACUAUACUUAUAUUAGUGUCCUAAAUGUGUGUAGUAAGAUCUGUGAUCUUGCUUUGGGUAGUUCCAUCCAUUGUUUCCUCAUAAAGAACAAUUUCAGUUUUUGUGAUUUAUUUGUCUGCAAUAUAUUGAUAGACAUGUAUGGAAAAUGCGGCUGCCUUGGAAGUUCAGUAAAAAUUUUUAACAGUAUGACAGAUAGAAAUCUCAUCACAUGGACGGCUCUAAUUUCAGCCCUUGGAAUUAAUGGUUGUGCCCCUGAAGCAUUGGAAAGGUUCAAAGAGAUGGAAUAUAUGGGGUUUAGACCUGAUAAGGUUGCUUUUAUUGCAGCACUUACAGCAUGCAGACAUGGUCCUUUAGUGAGAGAAGGGAUAGAGCUGUUUGAGAGAAUGAAUAGUUAUGGGAUUGAACCAGAAAUGGAUCAUUAUCAUUGUAUUGUGGAUUUGUUGGCAAGACAUGGACAUGUUAGGGAAGCAGAGAAAGUAAUUUCCAGCAUGCCUUUCCCACCAGGUCCCCACAUAUGGCGUAGUUUCCUGGAAGGCUGCAAGAGAUAUGGAAUGGUUGAGGAUCAAGUUAUGGGAAUGUAAACAUUAAAGUUGUUGAAUGAAAUUGUUGAUGAGACAGAAGAGGAUCAAAGAACGAGAAAGCAGACAUGCAAAUUGAAUUUGUUCAAUGGCUUAUUGAACAUUUGACUUUUUGUGGAAGUUCAUGUGUCACCUAAGGCAUGCGUCUCAACACAUAAAGAUGCCAGUGCUGAUUUAGCUUACACAGUGCAGAUGAAGGACAAACAGUAUUAGGGAUUUAGCAAAAGGAUUUCUUCUUCUCCUCUUCUGCUUGCAUCCAGAGCAUGUUCCCUUGAGCACAAGAACAGUAAAGCCAAAACUCAUUAUCAACCUUCGAACAAAAAAAACAGUUUGGGUUCCUUCAAAAGAUGGUAAAGGUUUUCUUGGAUCAAGGAAAGAAGAGUCCCUUGUACGUAGAUCCUUUGAGAUAUUGAAGGCAAGGAAAGGAGAGCAUCCCAGUGAGAUUGCCUAGAAGCCUGAAUGAACUGACUUAAAUGUUAUACUGCAUAAGAUAGAUCAAGUCUGGUGAGGUUAAAGUAGAGGAGUUUGCCAACAAUUCUUCGGUAUCGUUCAUGCUUAGGCAAAUAAAGGGCUUGAUGAAUCAUCUAGCUUCAAGUUCUUGCUCAUGGGAUAUACCUUGGGCUUGGCUUCAAGAAAUCCUACAUCAUGAAGAAUGUCUAGGAUGUAUUUACAUUGGCUAAGGAACAAACCAGAGGCUGAUCGUGCAAUUUCGACACCGAGAAAAUAUUUUGCAUAGCCCGGGUCUUUGAUGGUAAACGAGCUAUGAAGGAAUUCUCUGACAACAAUAAUGCAUGAUUCAUCAACACUGGUAAUAAGGACAUCGUCGAUGUAUACUAGUAGUGCCAAGAAAUCAUGCGUUGUACCUUUUGUGAACAAACAGUUAUCAUGCAUAGACUGUUGAAACUCAUAACUCUUUAGUUUGGAUAUUAAUUCCUUAUUCCACUAACGGCGGACUUGCUUCAAUCCAUAUAAUGAGUGUUGUAGUUUACGCACUUGUCCGGGUUGGGCUUUAGUGUAUCAUGGAGGUGAUUGCAUGUAAAGUUCUUCGUUAAUAAAACCAUGUAGGUACUGUUGUUUAUGUCUAGUUGAUGGAUGGCCAUUGUUGAUAGUUCCUUUUCCAUUGUUGCCACCCACUCAAGGUCAUUUUUAGCAUGGUAACAACUGGUAGGUUCAUGGAUUGUAGAUACAGUAGCUAAAAAAUGAAGGUAUGAAGAAUUGAAAGAGGAAUGUGGAGAGAGAGUUUGAAUACCUGGUGGUUGGGGAGUGACCAAUUGAUGAGUGUGCGUGACAGUGGGGGGGAGAAACAAUGCAAUAGCUACAAAAUCAUUCAACCAAGCUAGUUUCUGAAGAGUCCGGGUACUUUGACGAGGAGGUGGAUCUCCUUUUUUAUAAAGUAGAUGGUGUGUCUCCAAAUUGUAAAGUUUAUCUCCCUUUUUAUAAGGUAGAUACCCUAGAAACACGCACUUGUAGGCCCGAGGUGCAAAUUUAUCCUUAUAAGGGGUAACGUUGGUAGCAUUAACACAAGCACCUGAAGCUUCAAAGUUUUGAGUAAUUUAGGACAUGUCCAUUUAAGGAUUCAUAUAGUGUGAUCCAAUUCAGUACCUUCACAGGUAAUUUGUUUAUAAUGUAUGUGGCGACCAAGAACGAUUCUACCAAAAAAUGUUUAGGCAUGUUUGCUUGAAACAUUAGAGAAUGGGCCACUUGUAGCAAGUGAUAAUGUUUGCAUUCGACUACCUCGUUUUGUUGUGGUGAGUGAGCGCACGAUCUUUGAUGGAUUAUGCCAUUUUCAGUGAAUAACUGAGCACAUUGAGUGUUAAAGAAUUCUGUCCCAUUACUGCUGCGGACAACUUUGAUAUUUGUAUGGUAUUGAUUUUUUAUCAUAUUGAUGAAUGUUCUCAAGGUGAUAGGCACUUGAGUUUUGUUAUUGAGGAGGAAUGUUCAUGUGGCCCGACUGUGAUCUUCAACUAUGGUAAGCAUGUAUUUAGCUCCAUUUAUGGAACGAAUAUGAUACAGUCUCCACAGAUCAGUGUGUAUGAGCUUGAAAGGCUGAUCAGAAUGGUUUUUGGAUGAUGGAAAAAUGAGUCUAUGUUGUUUAGCUUUAUGACAUAUGGAGCAUUCAGAUUUUAUGUUUUGUGAUCUAUAUCAGAAAUAUGGCUCAUAGUAAGUUGUGUUGCAUGUCCCAAAUGCCAAUGCCAAGAGAAGUCAUUAGUUGUAUUAAUAGGAGGCAUUUUAUUCUGUUGAUCAAUCAACUUAUUACAGUCCACUUCAUACAAUGCACAUUCAUGGUACAACAUCUCUUUGCAUAGUACUCUAUUACAUUUGAUUGAAAAGAGGAACUAUCAAGCUUGUACCGCCCUCCCGUCAUCCUCCCCAGUACCACUAUUUCCUUAGUCAAUAGGUCUUGCAAAGUGCAAUGAGUUGGGUAAAAAAAAGUAGCAAUGUUAGAUUGUGUUGUGAGUGCACUUACAAAGAGCAGGUUGUGUUUGAAUGUUGGAAUGCAAAGAACGUUUUUCAGAUUUAAUUUCUUGUGUAUGUGCAUACCUCCGUAGUGUGUGACACAUCGUGUAGAGCCGUCGGGUAAUGAUAUAUUGGGGUAUGGAUUUGUGGUCUUUAUUUAUAAGAUCCACUGCAUGUACACGCCAGGAAGAUGAGCUCAUCCUAGAGUUUUUUUGAGUUUCAUAAAAUAAACCAUCAUUGGCAUAGUUCCUUACGUUGAGGAGUUGAUUUUUCGCUUGAUUUGGUAUAACAUCAAUCCGUUGCUCUCCCCAAAACGUUGUUCUAGUUCAACCCAUAGUUCUUUGGCUAUAGUCGCGUAUAGAAAUGCCUCUACGAGAUCUGUAGAUAUAGCAUUCAAUAUCCAAAAAAUUACCAUGGAAUUAGCCCGUAGCCAUUUUUUAAGGCUUUCAUCGCCUGCCUAUGGCUUUUCAGUUUCCCUAGUGAUGAAUCCCAACUUGUCCUUUGUUGUCAGGGCUAUUAUCAUCAAUCUACUCCAAGAUAAGUAGUUCGAUUCACUCACUAAGGUCCUGCUUGGAUUAUUUGAGUUCUGCAGAUUCAUCUCGUCAUCCAUCGUCCGAUCUUCGGUUUCUUUGCUCCUGCUGGUACUUUCGGUAUCCAUAUCUUUGUUUCAAAGAAAAGAAGAAAAUAUGGUUCUUGAAUUAUUCUGAAAACACAGCACAUAAGUUGCUCUGAUACCGUGCAAAAAUAAAUAAGAGAGAAAUGCAGGUGUGCUUAUCCCUUAUGGUGAAGUUUGUUUAUAUACACAGCUAAGUACUAUUGCCAGCUAUGCAAUGCCUAAGAACUUUUUCUGCCUAUUUUUAACUUGCAGUAUAUUUUAUAAGAUUCUACUGAGUUCUACAUUUGAGUACCAAAGUUAUUUGUUAGUUCUCUGUUAGAAUCCUUCCCUGCUCUUGAAAUAAACUUGUAUUUUACAUUAGAUAGGUAAUCCAAUUAGAAAAUAGGUUUUGGUUGCCUUAAUGAUAAUGAUGAUUCUUGUGUUGAGGUCCGAGGCAAGAGAGCUUAACAGCGGCGCCUUUUAUGUGAGAUGGGAUACUCUGAAACAAAACUGGAGAAUCAAUGGAGGAUUGCCGAGCUAUAUUCAAAUCUUCAAAGAGGAUAAUCCUCAGCAUCACUUUCAUUCUCUAGGAAAGCCUUGAUGUCUCAAUAUCACUGUUACAUAUAUAUUAUGUAACCGAAAAGUUUCACUGAUAAUAUGCACAUUUUUAUAGUUUUAAUAUUUUAAAACACUUAAAUAUUGAA